Messenger RNA from Scomber japonicus (chub mackerel), 3084 nucleotides. It is a transcript of the gene nyap2b, whose product is annotated as neuronal tyrosine-phosphorylated phosphoinositide-3-kinase adaptor 2b. The transcript is spliced from 8 exons. The record is from RefSeq and is a predicted model, not a curated record. Gene Ontology annotation, biological process: neuron projection morphogenesis; phosphatidylinositol 3-kinase/protein kinase B signal transduction. Lineage: Eukaryota; Metazoa; Chordata; Actinopteri; Scombriformes; Scombridae. Bases 1 to 3084 code for a protein of 1027 amino acids.
AUGAUGAGCUCCAAAGAGGAAGAAACUCUCCGUUUUUUCCAGUAUGUCGAGGAGAAUGGGCUGAGAGCCUACAACGGCCUGGUAGCUCAAAACUUGGACCACGCCAGGAAUGAGAGAAAUAGGGCAUUUCUGCAGGAGAAAAACGACAAGAAGAGAAAACAGGAGGAAGCCAUAAGGAGGACGGGUGAGGACAUAGCAACUGAAGGCAAGCACUUACGUAUGGGCUCCAUUACAAUGCCAGACCCCCAGGAACGCAUGCCCAUGCCCCACCCGCAUGCCCUUGCCUGUGGCCAGGGCUUUUCUGUGCGCUCCCAGUCCCUUCACUCAGUAGGUGGUGGAACCAGCGGGGGUGGAGGAGAGGAAGAGGUGGGAAGCCCUACCUCUAGGAAACAGCCCCCACCCAAGCCCAGGAGGGACCCGGCCACUAAGCUGAGCAUGUCGUCUGAGGCAGUGGACCACAGUCCCAUGUCCACCUGCCGCGGGGAGAGAUGUGACGCAGCUCACGGAUGCAGUGAGGACUGUAGGAGGGUGCCGCCACCCAAACCUAAGAGGAACCCAAACACACAACUGAGUGUUUCCUUUGAUGAGUCCUACAUCAAGAGCCACGGAGGCAGCGGGGUUUGCCUUCCCAGACCCCUCCACCACAUCACCUCCCCCUGCGAACGCAACACCUCACCACCACAGAGUGAUGAAAGCCCUACAGACGACUGUGAAGAUGAACCUGUCUACAUAGAGAUGGGUGGGAUUGAUGUUGGAGGACGAGAACCGCUAAAGAGUGAGGAUGAGGAGCCAGGAGAGGCUGUGUAUGAGGAGAUGAAGUAUCCAGCUUUGGACGAUAUGGAGUACCGUACUGACCCUGUGGGAUGUCGCUCUGCAUGCCCUACCCCAGCACCAUAUGACCCUGAACCUCUCAGUCGCUGCUCUACACCUCGUAACAUUCCCCUCUGUGACAUUCCUGCACCAUUUCCCAAUUUACUUACCCAUCGGCCUCCACUGCUGGUGUUCCCCCCGGCACCAGCCCAAUGCUCACCUAACUCAGAUGAGUCUCCCCUCACUCCUCUAGAUGUAGCCAAAUUACCCAUGCUAGAGAACCAGUCCUACAGCAAGUCCCCAACCUCUUCUACUGAGCCACCCUCCUCUGCACAUAUCCGCAGGGAGCUCACUGCCACCCCAACCCUCACUGUCUCUGGGCGCUCUUCUGCACCUCCUCUACCCUGCACCCUCUACAAAUCAUCCUCCUCAUCCUCCUAUCAGCGCAGCCACUCUGCUUGCCCAUCACCAGUCAGCAUGGGCCGCUGUCUCACCCCACUGAGCCUCAUGCGGACACCUCCCUUUGACGCUCCAAUGCCAUUCCCUGGGGGUCUGCCACGAAGCGCCUCUGCCACCCCUCACGGCAAGGGCUCGCCACCUCAAGACAGUGUGGGUAGACUCCAUGGCUCAAUGCAGAAUGUGUCAACAGGGCGAUCACGGACACCCACCAGCCCACUGGACGAACUCACCAACCUGUUCACAACAGGCAGGAAUAUGCUGAAGAAAAACACCAGUGGCAGAAAGUCCAAAGAGCCUGGAGAGACUGAGUCCAAAAGCAAAUCUCACAGUGAGUCCAAGCGUGAAGGCAAGGACCGCCACAGCCACAGUCACAGCAAGGAGUCCAAGCGAGACAAGGAACGCCACAGCAAAGAAUCCAGCAAUGUAGAGCCCCUUUCUCACAGGCGCAACAGUAAAGACCGUACUUGUAGUGGUGUAGAAGUGCCACCUGUUCGCAGGGAUAGCAGGGAUAGCAGGGACCAGGGCUGCAGCAGUGUAGAACCCAUCCCUGUGAGACGGGACUCCAAAGACAGAAGCUGCAGCUCCAUAGAACCCAUCCCAUUGAUAGGAAGAGACUCCAAGGACAGAGGGAUUAGCAAUGGAGACCUUAUGCCAAGGAGAGACAGCAAAGACCGUAUCGGAGGGCAUGGAAUCGAGUGUUUGCUGAGACAGGACAGCAAAGACAGAGAGAGACUGCUAGAUCAGCCGCCUGAGCUGGUACCAAGGCAAGACAACAAGGAGAGGGCAAGGAAUGGUGUAGACUGUAGACAUGAAAGCAGAGAGAGAUUGCUGGAUCAUCCACCUGAGGUCUUACCCCGACAGGAUAGCAAAGAGAGAGCCAGGAAUAGUGGGGACUCAAAACAAGAAAGAGACAGGCCACCUGAGCUUCUGCCCAGACAAGAGAGUAAAGACAGAGUUAGAACUGGAGCGGAAUAUAAGCACGAUAGCAAAGAUCAUCGUCCUGAUUUCAAGGACAGGGCUGGCUACAGCUCUGAAUCCAAACUUGAAGGCAGAGAUCGGAGCUGCCACAAUGGAGAUCUUCCUCCUCCUCCUCUACCCAGACAGGACAGUAAAGAUCUGAGCAGAACUGGCCUCGAAGUGAGGCGGGACAGCAAAGACAGAAGUCUAAAUGGCUCUGAUCAACAUCAUUAUGAUGUCAAAAACACUAAGAGCCCUACUUCAAUGGAGUACAGGUGUGAGAGUAAAGAAAGAGGAUACAGAUCAGAUGGCACGCCCCGACGAGACAACAGAGCAAAUUACAGCAUGGACCAAUCAAAAGCACAAGAGAGGAAUGGCAGCACAGUGUCAGGGCAGCAUUCAUCCACAACGACACCCACUCAUCAUGGAAGAUCAUCUGUUAGCCCGCCGAUGACUGUGGGAACUGGAAAUGGUGAGGCAGCACCUAAGUAUGGCCGCUCACCUUCUAUGCCUGCUAACCCAUCACCAAUGGGAACUCCACAAAGGAGAGCAGCAGAGACACAUCAAAGCCAGAUGCCCCAGAUGCCAUGGAUAUGUGGCGACACCACCAUGCUAGAGCAGAUUGAGAGGAAACGCACCCUCUGCAUGGAGAUCCGCUCCAGACAACAUCCACACUUGCAGAAAUCUCUGGAUAGGCCUCCUCCGGACAGGAACGAGGACAGACACCAGGAGCGCAGUCAGUGCAAGCAAGAAAGCCCAUCUGUCCUCCCAGGCUGGGGGAAAAGCAGUGGGGCCAAAAAGAUCCGUCCUCCCCCGUACCCUACACAGACAACUGUAUUCUGGGACACAGCCAUCUGA